Messenger RNA from Plutella xylostella (diamondback moth), 3221 nucleotides. Its product is annotated as calcium-independent phospholipase A2-gamma. Lineage: Eukaryota; Metazoa; Arthropoda; Insecta; Lepidoptera; Plutellidae. The record is from RefSeq and is a predicted model, not a curated record. Gene Ontology annotation, cellular component: membrane. Gene Ontology annotation, biological process: arachidonate metabolic process.
UAAUUUCGGGAAGUGAAUGAAAGUGAAUUUGUGGCGUGAGCGUGACCUAUUUUUAGAAAGUUUCCUCUCGUACGGUUGGCUAGACUGAUAUCGCGCGAUUUUACGUCACGAACGUCAUCAGCUGUCAGUGUUAUUUAUAUUUUCGUGUUUCUAAUCGCUUCGAUAUUUUGCCAAGGCUCAGUGCAAAUACGAGUUUAAACAGUGCAGCGUGUAGAUAACACUUCUCCCCUUUAUCUAAGGGGCUCUUUAAAGUGCCGUGACAGUUUCCAACAGCGGUUUGUACAAAAAUUGCCGCAGUGUGAAAAAACUCAUAAAUUAAUUAAGUUCGACGUAUUACUGUACUGUAAUGCUCUCGAAGUGAUUGUGGACUCGUUUCUGUGCUUCAAGUGAUCUUCCUUCGCCCAAGAUGUCUUUCAGUGGGCAGUGGCGCGUUAUAAGGCAUUAUCUGUCGACUACAAACUUGAGUUCUGAGGUGGAGAAGUUGGUCCAGAAGCUUCGCCCAGCGACGCCGGAGCAAUGGGACAAUCUAAUCCAGAAAUUCGAAAAAGCGGUGAUUGUCCGUUUCUUCCAAGAAGGCAAAGAUGUAGAGAACAAGCAACUGCCGUCAACAACAACAAAAGUUAAAGCGACAACCGUCAACAACGCAUCAGCACCAACUAACACCUCAGCACCAACAAACACUGCAGUCACAGACAAAGACAAGCUAGAGGAGAAGUUGAGUCAAGAAGGCUUGAACAUUGGAUCUGAUGUGAAGGAAAUUACCAUUGAAGGCUUGCUUCAGGGGCUGAAGCUGAAGAAAGACCUGCAUUUCGGUAAAAUCUCAGAGCCAAGCUGGAAGUCCAACAAGCCUAUUGUUAACAAGACCUCAAUCCACUCCCGAACAGCCUACGUGAUCUCAGCAAUAGUUUCAGCUGAAACGCCAGAAUGCCUUCUGAAGAGGAUGCAACACUUCAUUGACCACCUUCAGCAGUACCCCGAGGCUAGGGACUAUGCUAUCAAAGAGGGUGGGGUGAGAGCUCUGCUGAGGGUUCAACAUAAUCUGGUUGUUACCGAUGAGGUGACCAAGAAUGUUAAGGGGACUGUUAGUGAGGCCCUAGCUCUCAUGGGCUAUACAGGCCCAACCAAGGGUCCAGGACCGAACAUACUCUCAAUAGACGGCGGAGGCAUUCGGGGACUCAUCGCUAUAGAAGUGUUGAAACAUCUGGAGAGGCUAACGGGGAAGAAAGUUCAGGAUAUGUUUGAUUAUAUCAUCGGCGUCAGCACUGGUGCUAUCAUUGCUUCAGUUAUUGGUAGCGGAGUGGGAACCCUAGAAACGGCCAAUGAAAUGUACCUGACACUGUCCAAGAAAAUGUUUGGAAACACUUCACUCAUAGGAGGUACCUCAAGACUCGUUUGGUCUCAUUCUUACUAUGACACUGAUGCCUGGGAGAAAAUGCUUCAAGAGAACUUAGGAGAUGUCACCCUUACCGAGUGCAACAGAUAUAACACGCCUAAACUAGCGCUAGUCUCAUGCGUGGUGAACGCGGGGUCGCGCCUGUCCCCGUUCCUGUUCCGCUCGUACGCGGUGCCGUUCCGCGUGCGCUCCGUGUUCCCCGGCACGCAGCGGGCGAGGGUGUGGCAGGCGGUGCGCGCAUCCGCUGCAGCCCCUACCUACUUCAACGAGUUCCGAUUGGACGAUCUAUUGCAUCAGGACGGCGGCAUAAUGGUCAACAAUCCAACCGGAGUAGGCCUCCACGAAGCCAAGCUACUAUUCGGAGCAGACGCCCUCAGACACGGCUGUGUCAUCUCACUGGGCACUGGGAAGGCGUUGAACAAGCAUCUAGAUUAUCAGCUGUUGAGUAAGGGGAUGAUGACUAAAGAGUCAGCCGGGACCAGUUGGAAAGACAAGUUCAAUAAAAUAUUGGACUCGGCUACGGAUACUGAGAGUACCCACCAAGUACUAAACGACUUGCUAGCCCCAGGGACCUACUACCGCUUCAACCCACCCCUAAUGGAAGAAUGCGCUAUGGACGAAAUUAACCCGGACAAAUUAAGAAACCUCGUGCUAGACACUCAAGCCUAUAUAAGACGGAACCAACACAAGUUUGAGCAAGCAGCCAUGAUGUUAUCCCGAAAACGGUCGGUUGCUCAAAAGGUCUUGGACUAUGUCAGUCUUCAGAGCCAAAUUAUGGGUGUGGUUCAAACGAAAUGACGGUUAAGAAAUCAGCAGGGGCCCGAACUUGCUGAUUGAAAUUGAGGACUAUGGCUGUUGUUUUAAGGUGGAUUUUACGUUGUCGUUGUUAUUUUGGUGGCUUAAAAAUGCUUAGUUCAGAAAAGGAUGAAAUCUUCGUAGUAAUUAUUUGGGCUUAGUGGAUUUAAGCCCUUAGAUAUUAUUACAUUUGGCAAUAUUAUUCGUAGCGAUGCUUGUAGUAGUGUAGUUUUAUGUAUACUAGGUACAUAUUUUAAUGUGUAGCCUAAAACGCAUUUAGUGUGUGAAAUAAUCACGUUAAAAUAUAUGUUUAGUGACUCUGUUAUUCGUAAAAUGAAAAGUCAAGUAAGAUUGACUCUUCACAUUUUAUAAAUAGGUUAUGUUUAAAGAACACUGAAGAUUUGCAUUUUUAUACAUUCACACAUUACCUGCAGCAGUUUAAGAUUCAUUUUAAAAUAUGUUUAAAUAAUAAAUGAAUAUAAUUAAAAAUCUUUAUAAAAAUAUAAAAAAUAGCGAAUGAAUAUAAUUUAUGUAAGUGUAGGUAGUUUAAAAAAAAAUGUCAUGAAAAUUUUAAAGUAAUUUCAAUGUUGCUUAAAUAGGCAUAGUCUUGCUAGCAAAAAUUUAAAAGUUAGCUAAUCUAGUCAAUUUUGUUAUUUCUCAUACAAGGGGUUUGUACUUUCACUAUCUCAUGUCAUUUUUGGAACAGCCGUAUUGUGUGUACUUGGCUGACUCUGAGAAGGAAAGAAAAACAUUCGCCUAAUACUACAAUAUACUCAGAAGUGUAUAAACUGUUACCUUGGAUUUACAUUAUAUUUAGUUAGAGAAGUAAUUAUGUAUGUAGCAAUAAGACAUUAUAAAUAUUUAAGUUUACAAUUUAUGUAUAACUGCCUGGGCCAAUCGGUCACUAUGCUAGUUACUUACAUUUAUAUACUAUGCUCACGACUGUAAUCCCCGAAGGGGUAGUCAGAGGUGACUAGUAAAUGAGUCACCCACUUUUUUGCUCUACAUUAGUACUCACGUGAUAUUAGGCCAA